CCCUCCGUCAUUUGUGGUCUGACCGUGGACGGGAUCUGACGCAAAAAGUCGGGAAUAUAAAAUAAUUUUCUCAAUUUCUGUUUCAUUCCCUUCUCAGUGGUCGUGGUGAGUGAAUUGGUCAGAGAUAAGUACAGUGAAAUGCUAGUGAAGCAGUUGAAUCAGUGAAAAUUCUCGGAUAUACCGCCACAUCUGCUGUUGUCCUGCAAUAAAUCAAAUUAGGAGAAAAGUUCAACAGAUGAAAGAUGGAUCUCCAUAUUGUUUGGGCUCGUGAUAGUACUGAGGGAUAUGUUAAAGGACGUAUUUCUGAAAUAGGCAGUGAUCAAGAAUUUGAAGUGCAACCAUUAGAUAGUAAAUUUCCAAAACGUGUGUGUGCUGUUCAAGACAUCUUUCCAUCGUGCGAGGGAGAACAAGAUCACGAUGAUAACUGUGAACUUAUGUUCUUGAAUGAGGCCACUCUGUUAGACAACCUAAAGACAAGAUACUACAAAGAUAAAAUUUAUACAUACGUUGCGAAUAUACUAAUAGCUGUGAACCCAUAUAAGGAAAUUGGAGAUCUUUAUUCAUCAAGUACUAUUAAGAAAUACAAUGGGCGUUCAUUGGGCGAACUCCCACCGCAUGUUUAUGCCAUUGCUGACAAAGCUAUUCGAGAUAUGAAAGUGCUAAAAGUGUCACAGUCGAUAAUUGUUUCCGGUGAAUCUGGUGCAGGAAAGACUGAAUCAACGAAAUAUUUAUUGCGAUACUUGUGCGAUUCUGUGGCAGCGGCUGGUACAAUUGAACAAAAAAUUCUCGAUGCUAAUCCUAUCUUGGAGGCAUUUGGCAAUGCUAAAACAACAAGAAAUAACAAUAGUUCGCGUUUUGGUAAAUUCAUUGAGGUGCACUAUGAUGGAAAGUAUGCUGUGGUGGGUGGACAUAUAUCACACUAUUUAUUGGAGAAGAGCAGAAUAUGCACACAGAGCCCAGAUGAGAGGAAUUACCAUGUGUUCUAUAUGCUGUGUGCUGGUGCCCCACAGCAAUUGCGCGAGAAGCUGCAUCUGGGCAAACCUGAUGAAUAUAAGUAUCUGAGUGGGUGUACGCAGUAUUUUACCACGAGCACCACAGAUAAGAAGAUUCCAUCAGCCUACAAGUCCAAGGAUCAUGCAAAACGUGGUGGACUGAGAGAUCCAAUUUUGGAUGAUUUUGAGGACUUUGUGAACCUAGAUCAAGCCCUUUCACGUUUGGGACUGUCUGGGGAGAGUAAGCUUGAGAUAUACAAGCUAGUUGCGGGUGUUUUGCACCUUGGCAACAUCUCUUUCGAAGAUAAUCCCGAAGAUGCUAAAGGGGGAUGCAAGGUUUCACCGAGUUCCGAACAAUCACUCACGAUAACAUCCAGUUUGAUUGGUGUUGAUCCAUCUGAAUUGCGUCAAGCGUUGAUUUCGCGCGUGAUGCAGAGCAAGGGUGGAGGUGUUAAAGGGACUGUUAUCAUGGUUCCUCUGAAAGUCUAUGAGGCUAAUAAUGCACGCGAUGCUCUCGCAAAAGCCCUCUAUAGUCGUUUAUUUGAUCAUAUAGUCUCAAUAAUCAAUUUGAGUAUUCCAUUUAAAGCAUCAAGCUUCUAUAUUGGUGUACUAGAUAUUGCUGGAUUUGAGUACUUCACGGUGAAUUCAUUUGAGCAAUUUUGCAUAAAUUACUGCAAUGAGAAAUUACAGAAGUUCUUCAAUGACAACAUCUUGGCCAAUGAACAGGAAUUGUAUAAGCGUGAGGGAUUGAAUGUGCCUCAGAUUAAAUUUACAGACAAUCAGGAUAUUAUUGAGUUGAUUGAGAAUAAGUCAAAUGGAAUUUUUAUGAUACUCGAUGAAGAGUCAAAAUUGCCCAAACCGUCUCCAUGUCAUUUCACUUCGGAAGUGCAUAGUUCAUGGCAGGGUCACUAUCGACUCUCCUAUCCCAGAUCGUCACGCUUGAAGGCUCACAGAAGCCUGAGGGAUGAAGAGGGUUUCCUAAUAAGGCAUUUUGCUGGUGCUGUUUGCUACAAUACAAACCAAUUUAUCGAAAAGAAUAAUGAUGCAUUGCAUGCUUCACUUGAAUUUUUGGUGCAAGAAUCAGAAAAUAAACUCCUCAAUCGACUAUUUCAAUCGGGAUCGUCGGUUUCCAAGGGAAAACUGAGCUUCAUAUCGGUCGGAUCGAAGUUCAAGACGCAAUUGAGUGAGUUGAUGGAGAAGUUGGAGAAGAAUGGUACGAAUUUCAUUCGAUGUAUCAAGCCAAAUAGUCGAAUGGUGGAUCAUGAAUUUGAGGGGAGUCUCUGUCUGGCUCAACUGAAGUGUUCAGGAACGACAUCGGUGCUGGAACUCAUGGAAUAUGGAUAUCCAUCGCGUGUACCAUUUGGAGAAUUGCAUAAAAUGUACAAAUCCUAUUUGCCACCAGAACUUGCCAAACUCAGUGCAAGAACCUUCUGUGAAGCUAUGUUGCAUUCUCUCAAACUCCAUGAUAAAGAUUUCAAAUUUGGUAUCACAAAAGUCUUCUUUAGGCCUGGAAAAUUUGUCGAAUUCGACCGGAUUAUGCGCUCUGAUCCAGAAAAUCUCAAAGCAAUUGUGGCCAAUGUGAAGAAAUGGCUAGUACGAUCGAGAUGGAUUAAAUCAGCAUUCUGUGCCAUUUGUGUAAUAAAGCUGAAGAAUCGUAUAAUUUAUCGGAAUAAGUGCGUCCUAGUUAUGCAGAAAGUGAUUCGUGGCUAUUUGGCGCGCAAGAAGCAUCAGCCGCGCUACAAGGGUUUGCAGAAGAUAAGGGCAAUUAAAACCAAUUUGACCAAGAUGGAAGAGGUGGCCAAUCAGUUGAAGAAGGAGAAGGAUGUAAUGCUCAAUCAAGUUAAAUCCCUCUAUGCUUCAAUUGAUGAGGCCACGAAGAAAAUCAAAAGUAAUCAGUCAAUAACACCCAAGCAAAUUGAUGAGAUUUAUGUGGAUCUCAUGAAGAAGAUUGACCAGAAUACUGCCACCCUCAAGAAUAAAUUGCAAGAACAGAAGAAUGCUGAGGAGCAAGAGAGAUUGAGGAAGAUCCAAAUGGCACUUGAGGCUGAGAGAAAGGCCAAGGAGGAGGAAGAGAGAAAGCGACGUGAGGAGGAAGAAAAUAGGAAGAAAAAAGCUGAAAUGGAGGCAAAGAGAAAGGCCGAAGAAGCCGCACGGUUGAGGCAGGAGGAACUUGACCGGAAGACAGCGGAAGCACUUCAAGCUCAGUUGUGUGAAGAAGCGCUUCGGGACAGCAAAUACCGAGAACAGCUGGAGCAAGAAAGGCGCGAUCAUGAGCUUGCGACGCGUCUUGCCAGUGAAUCCAAUGGCCAAGUGGAUGAUAGUCCACCUCAAAUUCGCAAUGUACCACUCGAAGUGUCGGCUUUGGGUAAUCCAAACAGAUUGAUCAGAUCAGAGAAUAUUCGCGCACAGCAGCAAUUGAUUGGAAAGCAGAAACAUGAUUUAUCAAAAUGGAAAUAUUCAGAAUUACGUGAUGCAAUUAACACAUCGUGUGACAUUGAACUCUUGGAGGCUUGUCGUCAUGAAUUCCAUCGGCGUUUGAAGGUGUACCAUGCUUGGAAGGCCAAGAAUCGCAACAAGAGAUCAACAAUGGACGAAAAUGAGAGAGCACCAAAGAGUGUUAUGGAGGCUGCUGCGAAAGCAUCAUCGAGAAUUCAACCACGCCAAGAGAUAAAUACAGUAUCAGUUCAUCGAUAUUUCCGUAUUCCUUUUGUCAGGCCAAACGAUACUAAUGAUCCUGGAAAGAAAGGUUGGUGGUAUGCUCACUUUGAUGGGCAGUAUGUUGCUCGUCAAAUGGAGCUGCACGUGGACAAACAGCCUAUUCUCCUUGUGGCUGGAAUUGACGAUAUGCAAAUGUGUGAAUUGAGCCUGGAUGAGACGGGCUUGACGAGGAAACGUGGAGCUGAAAUUCUGGAGCACGAAUUUAAUCGAGAAUGGGAACGAAAUGGCGGGAAAGCUUAUCGUAAGAUUGGAACUACUAAUUGAGACAAUAAUUCUUUUUCUUCCUCCUAUUUUUAAUAUCAAAAUUAUUGAUGAAUAGUAUCUUUCUUUUCACAAAAAUCUGCCAAAAUGGCUCUAAGGAGUUGCACCCAGUAAUUAUUAACUAUACAUUUACAGACCAAGUGAAAUUAUUUUUCAGUGAUUUAUCAUUCCGUUGAUACAGCUUUUUUUAUCAGUUGGACAAUUUGCAAAAAAUUUUCAGUGAUUUUUCUAAAUUUUUCAGUGUAUAAAGUUUACUAGAGGAAAUUAAUGUGCAACUUUUAAGCGCAUUGAUCCAAUGCAUCGAAAAGUAUUUGUUGAAAAAAAGUAUCAGUAUUUACAGCAGAAAAGUCCAAAAUUCCAUGUCAAAAAAAGAAAUUAUAGAAAAAAAUUUAUCUAUUCCAAUUUUAUAUAAAUCAAAUUGUAAACACUAUCAAAAAAAAAGAAUCUAUUGCAUUUUUGAUGAUUCCGUGUUAAAAGUGCCUUGUCUAUUGAACACAAAAAAAGACGUAGAUGAAAUUGAAAUGAAAAAUUUUAGAAUAGACUGUUGAGGCACAUUCCGAUAUUAUUCCAAAAAAAAGUCGAAGAAAAAAUAAUAUUCCUCUAUACAAUUUUAUCAAAAUGUUUUAAAUAUUUGAAAUAUUAGUUCUUUUAGAAAGAAAAAAAAGUAAUAUAUAUAUUUUAAGAUUUUAGAUUUUAGAUUUUAGAUUUUAGAUUGAAGAGUUGCUUGAAUUCUAUUUAAUGCGAUUGAAAAAAAAGACUAAAAGAUGUUUUCCGUAUUGUCACACACUUAAUAUUAAAAGAAAGUAUUAAUUUAAUAAAAAAAAAGGUGGCAGAGAUUUUAGAUUUUUAUUAAUAAGAUGUUAAUUAUACACAUAUAUUUAGGAAUAAAAGAAUAUAUCGAAAUAA
Messenger RNA from Phlebotomus papatasi, 4877 nucleotides. It is a transcript of the gene jar, whose product is annotated as myosin heavy chain 95F. Lineage: Eukaryota; Metazoa; Arthropoda; Insecta; Diptera; Psychodidae. The transcript has 14 exons. Bases 243 to 3974 code for a protein of 1243 amino acids. The record is from RefSeq and is a predicted model, not a curated record. Gene Ontology annotation, biological process: vesicle transport along actin filament; endocytosis; actin filament organization. Gene Ontology annotation, cellular component: actin cytoskeleton; cytoplasm; myosin complex. Gene Ontology annotation, molecular function: actin filament binding; microfilament motor activity; ATP binding.